Messenger RNA from Schistocerca gregaria, 7125 nucleotides. It is a transcript of the gene Mct1, whose product is annotated as monocarboxylate transporter 9. Gene Ontology annotation, molecular function: monocarboxylic acid transmembrane transporter activity. The transcript is spliced from 9 exons. Gene Ontology annotation, biological process: transmembrane transport; monocarboxylic acid transport. Bases 83 to 1855 code for a protein of 590 amino acids. Lineage: Eukaryota; Metazoa; Arthropoda; Insecta; Orthoptera; Acrididae. The record is from RefSeq and is a predicted model, not a curated record.
CCAGUGAGCCGUCGGCCGCGCGCUGCCACACACACUCCGACGCGUCGCGCACGCCCUCCGCCCCCAACACGCCGACCCCGACAUGACGCACGCUCCCGCCCCCAAGAAGCGCAGCAUGCCGUCUCCGGGGACCGAAGCUGCCGCCGCCCCCGCAGACGUCGCCCUGCCUCCCGAGCCCGUCCCGCCCCCAGACGGUGGUUGGGGAUGGGUUGUCGUCUUCGCUUCUUUCAUGAUACACAUCGUCACGGACGGCGUCACGUACUCGUUCGGUGUGCUCUACGUAGAGUUCCUGGACGCCUUCAAGGAGGGCAAGGGCGCCACGGCGCUCAUCGCUUCCAUCCUCGUCGGCGUUACCUUCUGUUCCGGUCCCAUCUCGAGCUCGUUCGUGAACAAGUACGGAUGCCGGCCGGUGACGAUCGCAGGCGCCAUCUUGGCGAGCGCCAGCCUCGCAGUCAGUGUGUUCGCUCGCAACGUGCUCACGCUCUACUUCACCAUCGGCAUCGGCACCGGGCUGGGCUUCGGGCUGAUCUACCUGCCGGCGAUCGUGAGCGUGACGUGCUACUUCGAGAAGUACCGGUCGCUGGCGACGGGCAUCGCGGUGUGCGGCUCGGGGCUGGGCACCUUCUUGUUCGCGCCGCUCACGGACGCCCUGCUGACGCACCUGGCGUGGCGCGGCGCGCUCCUCGCCAUCGCCGGCUUCGUCCUCUCCUGCGUCCUCUUCGGCGCGCUCUUCCGGCCCCUGCAGAGCUCCGAGCCGGCCGCCGAGGACGUGCCCAUACAGCAGAUCACCACCGGCAACCUGAGGCCGGCGGAAGAGCAGGCGGCCGACGCGGAGGAGAAGCGCCCCAUGAUGCAGCGCGCCGGCUCGGCGGAGGCGCUGGCGGGCGGCGCGGCGGCGGCUCGCGCGGGCCGCCUGGCGCAGUCGCAGCCCGCGCUGCAGCUGCUGGGCACCGCCACCGCCACCCCCCACCACCCGCACCUCCCCCACCAGCUGCACGGCGUGCGGCGCGCGCCCAGCGCCGGCGGGCUCAUGCAGCGCAAGGACAUCCUCUACAGCGGCAGCCUGCACAACAUCCCGCUGCACCACAGGUCUGCAAACCUACUGUCUGAACAGAAAAAAGUUUCGAGCAACAAUCAUCUACCUCCUGCAUAUGUGGCUGAACCAGCAGAAGAACAACAUGAAAAAUCAACUAUUUGUGGAUGUAUACCUUGUUCACCUGAGGCAAAAGAAACAUGGACAGAAAUGUUAGACUUUUCCCUCCUGAAGGAUGUUAUAUUCAUCCUCUUCGCAGCCUCAAACUUCCUUACCAGUAUUGGGUUCAACAUACCAUAUGUGUAUAUUGUGGUACAAGCUGAGAAACAAGGAAUAUCAAAAGAGUCGGCCAGUUACCUUCUCUCUGCUGUUGGUAUAGCUAAUACAGUAGGUCGUGUGCUUUUAGGCUACAUUUCAGAUAAGCCAUGGGUCAAUCGCUUGUAUAUAUACAAUGGGUGCCUUGCAAUUUGUGGCAUAGCAACAGCUAUGAGUGUGCUCUGCCAUGAUUUCUAUUCAAUGGCUUUCUACUGCUGUGUAUUUGGUUUUACAAUUGGAGCCUAUGUUGGGCUAACCUCAGUUAUUCUUGUUGAUCUUCUUGGCCUUGAUAAGCUCACAAAUGCUUUUGGAAUCCUCUUGCUCUUUGAAGGUGUUGCUUCACUUUUGGGGCCUCCCAUUGCUGGUUGGCUGUAUGAUGAACUGGGUUCAUACGAUCCUGGUUUUUAUGUUUCUGGUGUUACGAUAGCACUAAGUGGCCUCAUGUUGUUUGUAAUACCAAGUUUGCAGAGGAGACAAAAUUUACGUUCCCAAGAGGCAGAAUGCUGACAAAGAAGUAAUUGUGUCUACAUGUGAGGAAGCACAACUCUUAAUAUUGUGUGUGUUACAAGAAAAGCAUUUAUGCAGCUGUAUGGAAAGUAAAGCAAAGUGAUAAGUAAAGAAACCAGAUCACUAGCUCUGUGCUAAGUGAAAAGUGACUUAGAGAUAAGUAUUGUAUGAUUCAAUAUUAUCAAGUGAUUUUUAUGUUUAUAUGUUUAUUUAAUGUGUCAGGUGGGCUGCUGGGUAAAGUGCAAUAUUUUAUGUUAAUUCUUUGAAAAUACCAAGGAAUUUAACUUGGACCGAUCUUUUUGUAAAGACUUGCACAUUACUAAUUUCCUAAUGUUUGUGUAAUGCUGUAAAAAUGCCUGCAAAAGUCAUUAUAUGAUUAAGUGAACAUAUCAGGUCCUAAAAUUUGCAUAUUACUCAUAAAAAUUUCAGAGAGUAAUUUGGACUGUGAUAUCAUAUUUUUAUUUAAGUAAUUGUAAUGACAAAAUAAAGGUGUUUUGUUACUACUAUUCCCAUAACAGAAAUUCACUGUAAUAUAUAUUAGGUUAUUUGCCAUUUUUACAACAAUUCAUUUUCUAAAUUAUAGUGGGCAUAAAGAAAGUGGGUGACUUUUAUAAAUUUAUAUGUUGCAAUAAAUAAUGCUUAUUUCAGACAGUGGCUACAGCAAAUAUGAAACAGUGAAUGUAAUCUCCUCUUUGCUGUAAUUUGUUUCACAGUUAUCAUGUUGGUCUGCCAGUCAGGGUGUUCCUCAGUUUCUUGUGGGUACCUAGACAUACCAGUAAUGGUAGGAUAGUGCUAGCCUGCCAAACAAAAAAGAAAACAUAUUUAAAGAGUCAACAGUAAUUUCUAAAACAUAAACACUGAAUUAAAUAAAUAGAUUUAAGUGCUUGUGUCUAUUGCAACAUUUACAUCUACAGUCCUCAGGAUUGCCAAAGAUAGAAAACAUAAAAAACAACAGUCAGAAAAUCUAUAAUAACAAUAUUCAGAUCAGCAUUCACUCCUCUUCGGCAACAAAUAUUGUUAAAGACAAAUUCUUGUUGAAAUAUUUUUAAAGUUUAAUAUCUGACAAAUUUGCAAAUUAUCAGGUUUCCAUUUUUCAUAUUUAGGUAUUCAGCAUGAGAAUGUUAAUUGUUUAUGCUAGAAUACUGUAAACAUAUAUAUUUAAAAUUUUAUUUGAGAAACCCAAGGUACUUCAGAGCAUUUUAAUGGCAUUUAUUUGUGUUCUACAAGCAAAGUUGAAGGACCUGGGAAAAUAUGACAGAGAAAUACUGUCGAACCACAAAGGCUUGUGAAAUGAGCAGUUAUAAAAAAAGCUCAAUUAUUUUUGCAAUUUCAGAAGAGUCUGAGCACAAUAAUGAUAGUGUAGAUUUGGGAAAGACAUUGUUUGACACUGCUUUCCUUGUUUUAGAAUAGUUUCCCAAGUGAUAUUCCCACCUUUGAAGGAAAAGGUGUACUAAUAGUACUGUUCAUAUUUUCUGAUGAACUGUAGAACAAAUAGUUUUCAUUUUCAACAUCAGAAAUAGAGGUAACUGAAACCUCAGACAAAACAUUCCACCCUCCUAAGCCAAAAUUUUUAGAAGAUGAUAAUAUCCUAAUUUUUGUAACUAUAGAGAAUAAGUGUAAUUCACUGAAAGGUAACAAAAUUAACAACCUCUUUUUAUUUUUUGUCUUUUUAUUUUUUCAUGUUGAUAAAAAUAAUAUUUCAUCUCCUCAUAUUAUUAAAUAUAACUAACAUAAUAAUGGCAAGAGAAAGGGGAAAUAUGAUAAAAUACAUUGGCUCAAUCUACAAAAAAGAAUGUUUUUCACUGAACAGAAAUCUGUCUUUUAAAGUGAUCUUAUCCUUCUCAGAAGGUAAGAUAAGCUGUACAUGAUAUGCAUGCAUGCUCUUCUUUGGAAGUUUACAUCUUGCAAUAAAAUGAUAAAUAACUCAUCUCUUAUACAAUCAACUAACGCUUACCAUUAGUUUCCUUGUCUGAAUUGUAAUCCAUUGGAUGUAUAAAUUACAUAACAUAGUAGUCUGAUCAUGUGCUACUGUCUUCUUUUAACAUCCCAAUGCAGUUUGUACCUUUGUCAGCAUGCCUCAUGCUGGUUUCUAAUAAAUCCUUCAUCUCUAUUCCAUUCAUACCAUUGUAUACUAUAAUGCAGUAUGAAAGUAGCACUUCUUCCUACAAGUGGAUAUUUACUUAACUGUGCCUUGGGAUGAAAAUGGAUGAUUAAACAGUACUUUAAAAAAAGUGGACCAUCAUUGGUCAUAUCUGAUAACAAUCACUGAUAUCAUCUUGUCAUAUCAGCUAUUUGGAUGAAUGCAUGAGUAUUAUACCUCUCACCUUUCCUGCGAACCCCUAUUUGGAAUUUUGUAUCUUUUGUUUCACAGUACUUAUUAUGGUCAUUUAUCUUAUUCUCUUCCAGGCUAUUUCAGUUUUUAUUCUUGCUUAAGUCUCAACCUAUUGCUUAUUAUACACUUCUAUUUUGUACUUUCAUUUCUCCUUUUCUUUAUCCUUAUUCUUAUUCCUUGCAUGUGGACAUUUUUUUUAUUCACUUUGUCAUUUAUUUUCGCCAUCUCUACUAAGCAGCAGGAAGUUCAUGUGCCUUUAGCCUUUCCAGUCUUCCUUUUUCCUGUUAUCACUUUACAUUUCUGUUAUUUCAUGUUAAAGCACUGCAUACAAAAAACUUCGGCAUUAUUCAGAAGCAAACUGGAAAUAUCACAUUUGUGAAUGAGUGGAGCACAUUAGGUUUUGACUACAUGUGUCCUCUGGAGCUACAUUGGAUGCUUCAUUAGCACUCCAAACUCAGUCAGUUCCUGCUAAAAGAAGGAUCAGUUUUUGUAUUCAAGAUUUACUUUAACAGUAACCCUUUAAUAUGCAGUAAAAAACAAUUUAAUUUGUAAUUAGCAUCCCUCAAUCCACUUUAUGCAGGAUCAAAAUUUCUUAAUAAGUUUGACAAUGUGGUAGACACAAUUUUAGUACAAAAUUGAAUGCCAGAGACUUGAGUCUUUAUGUGCCUGUAUUCCUCCAUCCAAGCUUCUGAAUCCUUGUGUGUGAGCUCAUCACAACUGACAGUCUCUCAGCUAUUACUUAAUAUCUUUGUUUUUCCUGUCUGAAGCUGUCGUUUGUCACAUUAUAACAAAUUUUUCACGGCAGCAGAAAAGUAUGACUGCGUGAUCUUCCACCUACAAUCUCAACUCACAGUUUCAUCUUUGUUUUAUCAACAGCUAUGUCCAGUUCUGCUCUUUCUGUGAUUAUUUGAUUGUUAACAGAGACAGUAUAGUCUUCUUUAUUUACCAUGAUGUGGUAUCUUCAAUGAACAAAAAAUGUAUAAGACUUUCGUUACAACAUCAGUAAUGUACUGACAAGAUUGGCCUUUCAAAACAUCAGCUUUCCCCUGACAUGUGGUUUAAGCUUUCUUUUCCUGCAUACAUUUUAUCUAAUAGCAAUGCCUGUCUAAAAUUAAGUGCUUAAACUCUACUCAAACAAUUGAGUCCCAAUGAAAAUGAAAAGAAAAAUGCAUUUGCUAUAUGCGGAGACACUUUGUCACUACACAUUAUAAUGAGAACUGGCACUGACCACGACAGCCAGACUUCCUUGAAAAUGCGUUGUGCUACAAUUAGACAUGUACAUGUAUAUUUUUUAUGCAUGUAUUAGCAGUUUGUGCCACUAAUAUGAAAGAAUUAAACGUCUGAAUAAACAAUUUGAAACAAUGUGUGUCUUCCUAACUGCUAUUUUUCUUAUAGAUGGUUCCUGUACAGCCCACUUCUCUGAAAACUUUGUGUAAUACAUACAGUUAAUAAGCAACAUUUAGUAUAAGCGGCCUCUAUUGACAUUGUAGUAAACAUGCAUAUAUUUUUAAUAUAACAUAUUACUAAUCAUUGUAUAUAUUUUGAGAUUAUGAUAUACACUAAAAAGAACCAAACUUGUGAAAAUUUUCACAACAUACUUCAUCAUUACAUUUUAGUCAAAGCAUACAAUACUAUACCAGUUAUGCUUCCCAAAUAUCACCAUUCUUUUCCUGGCUGAUAUUACUGACUCUAUUCCUGAAUCAUUGUCAUCAUUUCAUUUACAUCACUGCUGUCAAAAAGCAGGUGUCUUUAUCUCUUCCACUUUCAAAACUAAAGGAAUAGAUAGUGUAAACAUUCUCACAAUGAGAAUAACCUCAGGAGAAUAAGUUCAGUAAUUUCUCUACUUAUACAGAAAAAAAUAGUCCAUUUUGUGAAAAUUUGAACAAAAUAAGAGUUAUGUAAAUACAUUUAAAUCCCAGUAGUACCUUUUCAGCAGUGUAAACCUUGAUAGGCACCUUUCAUCAACUCUUAUUCUAGACAAAGGUGUAACAAUACCUUACCUUCUUGCAAGCAGACGACCAAGAAAAAUAUAAACCUUAAGGUGCAUUAUUUCUUACAUUAUUGUUAUUGUUGUGGUAUGUAAAUAGUAAUUUUUAAGAAUAUAUUUUGUUGUAUAUAUGACUUUCAACAUGAGAAGCUGAAUUCUCUGUCUUCUGUAUGUUGUGUUGUUUUAUGAGACUAAUGUUGUUUAUGGAAAAUGAAAUUUAUUCUCAUAUAUAUUUGUCAGAAAAGCCGUUGUUGAUUUGUAUAUACGUUAUGUUUCUUUAUUUUAAGAGUGUUUCUAUAUGGAGUUUGCUAUAUACUGUGAAGUUAUGUGUGUAGUAUUAUAUUAAAAUCAGAUAUUUUUGUAUUUGUUGCAUUUAUGUGAUCACUUACAAAUAUACUGUGACUUAUUUACAAAUUUGCUGUAUACAUUGUAAAUCUGGAAGUAUUUAUGAACAGGCAUCUACAUUAACUGGCACAAAAGCGUCUCUGUAUUAUUGUCAGGUGUGAAUUAUCAUUACAGAACUAUUUUGGCUAUUAUUUUAAAGUAAUCAAAUGAAGAUGUAUUUCUUAUCAUAAUUGUGUUUCUUUUAACAAUCAGUUGUCACCGAGAUUAAGUCAUUAUAAAAAUACUUAUAGUCAAGGAAAAUCUGUCCAAAAUUGAACCUUACCUUUUUGAGUUUGCUACAGAAUGUCAUAAGCAUUUGUGAUGAAAGCAGUUACUGUACUAUGUUUGCAGUGGUAAACAAAUCAGCCUAUGUGUAGGAAAAUAUUUGUUUUAUUGAUUUAUUAUGGAAAGGAUGAUAUACUCAAACAGGGUAGCCGUAUGAAGCUAGUCACAAGGAUGUGGAACAGUGUAAACUGAAGAAAUAAAUAAAACUAUUUAUAAAUGGUGACUUUACUCCAUAAUGUCUGCUGGCUGUGCUCAAAUAAAUACAACAUAUCAAAAAAGAAA